GAGACACUGGUCAUUACCUAGAAAGUUGAGGGAGGGCUUAUUUGUAACCAUGCAUGCAGAGGAGUACAACCGCAGAGGCAAGGAGCUGGUGGACUACAUCACAGAGUACCUGAGCAACAUCAGGGAGAGGCGGGUGACCCCGGACGUGCAGCCGGGCUACAUGAGAGAGCUGCUGCCCGAUACCGCACCGUUGGAAGGGGAGAGCUGGGAUUCCAUCUUCCGAGACGUAGAGAAAAUCAUAAUGCCAGGGGUGGUCCACUGGCAGAGUCCCCAUAUGCAUGCCUACUACCCAGCCCUGACCUCCUGGCCCUCACUGCUGGGGGACAUGCUGGCUGACGCCAUCAACUGCCUCGGCUUCACCUGGGCGUCCAGUCCCGCGUGUACAGAGCUGGAGAUGAAUGUUCUUGAUUGGCUGUGCAAGGCUCUGGGGCUGCCCUCCUUCUUCCUCCACUACCACCCAGACAGCAUAGGAGGGGGCAUCAUACAGAGUACCGUCAGUGAAUGCACCCUGGUGUCUUUACUGGCGGCCCGGAAAGACAAGAUCCUGCAGCUGAAGAAGACAGACGCAGACGCAGAUGCAGACGACUCCGUGAUCAACUCCAGAUUCAUCGCAUAUGCAUCUGAUCAGGCACACUCGUCGGUGGAGAAGGCUGGACUCAUUGCCCUGGUGAAGGUCCGGUUUCUCCACACCGAUGAGAACUAUGGGCUGCGGGGCUGCACUCUACAAUCCGCCAUCAAAGAGGACCGCAAGAAAGGCCUCAUUCCCAUCAUGCUCUGUGCAACCUUGGGUACCACAGGAGUCUGUUCUUUUGAUUACCUAUCGGAGCUGGGACCUGUCUGUGCCAGAGAGGGCCUGUGGCUGCAUGUGGACGCUGCGUACGCCGGCUCGGCGUUCCUGUGCCCCGAGUUCCGAGGGUACCUGGAGGGCAUCGAGUACGCCGACUCCUUCGUCUUCAACCCCUCCAAAUGGAUGAUGGUGCACUUCGACUGCACUGCCUUCUGGGUGAGGGAUAAGUGUAAACUCCAGCAGACCUUCAGUGUCGACCCCCUCUAUCUCAGGCACGAUAACUCAGGAGCCACCGACUUUAUGCACUGGCAGAUCCCACUGAGCAGACGCUUCCGCUCUCUGAAACUCUGGUUCGUCAUGCGCACCUUCGGACUGAAGAACCUACAAGCACACAUCAGACACGGGGUGGAAAUGGCUAAGCUGUUUGAAUCGCUGGUGAGAGGUGACCCUAACUUCGAGAUGCCUGCCAAGCGCCACCUGGGCCUAGUGGUUUUCUGUUUGAAGGGGGGCAACACGCUGACCCAGGAGCUGCUCCAGAAGCUGACCAAGUCGGGCGCCAUGUUCCUGAUCCCGGCGGCCCUCCACAACAAGCUCAUCCUGCGCUUCACCGUCACCUCCCAGUUCACCACCCCCGAGGACAUCGUCAAGGACUGGGCCCUCAUACGCCACACCGCCGCCGCCAUCCAGCGCAGGCUGUCACGCAGACUCUCCGUCAGCACGCCUGAGCUGAAUGAGGAAGCAUUGAAACCAGAGCCACAGAGACCUGAAAUUCCCGAAGUUCCCGAAAUUCCCGUCAUCAUUCCGAGCGCUAAGAGGACGGUGCGCUCCCUCAGCUGCAGUAGCGCCUUGACGACAGUCCUCAGAGACUCACCGGUGUUCUCCAACAAAGCUCCAGCAGCCGACGAUUCCGAUUCCGUCGCCGCGGGUGGUGGUGGGAAUCUGGCUGGCAUUCCGGAACAGGGUCAUGGAAGCAUCCUGGGCAGGAAGGUUCUGAAGAAGCUGACCAAGUUCUAUAGCAUGCCCAGCUUCGCCCAGACGUGGAGGCAGUGUGGCAUGCAGCAGCAGGCGUGCCCGUCUCAACCCUGGAUCAUCAGCAGUAGGGUCAACUGCUUCAACUGCUUCAAAAUACCACACAUGGACUCCUAUGCACUUCCUACUAAAUAGCCACAUGUACUGUAAGGGUACAUACCAGUUAUAUACAGGGUUCACAAAACGUUUGGGAUAUUAUUGGACUUUCUGUAAAAUGUAUGAAAAAGUAAAUUAAUUGAAGUGAAUUAGUGUUAAGUAUCAGCUGCUGUGCCUCUGUGCUGGGAGAUGAGGUUUUAGAUGAGGAUUUCGGCAAGGCUACCUGAAACUCAAAUAUCCCUAUUUUUUGUGAACAGUGUACUUGUAUAGUACAUAAUAAUACAUACUGGUCCAUUGACUCACUGUUAUUAUAAACAAGAGUCGUUUAUUGAAACAUAUCUUUUGUCACAGCUUCAGGUGGCCAGUGGCACAAGCCCGUCAGAUGACCAUUUCUUGCAAAAUGUAAAAAUAAAAUCAAGUAAUAGAAAAUAAAUGGUAUGCAUUAUA
Messenger RNA from Engraulis encrasicolus (European anchovy), 2359 nucleotides. RefSeq names its product histidine decarboxylase (gene hdc). Gene Ontology annotation, molecular function: pyridoxal phosphate binding; histidine decarboxylase activity. The record is from RefSeq and is a predicted model, not a curated record. NCBI's taxonomy places the organism in Eukaryota, Metazoa, Chordata, Actinopteri, Clupeiformes, Engraulidae. Gene Ontology annotation, cellular component: cytoplasm. The transcript has 13 exons. Bases 50 to 1951 code for a protein of 633 amino acids. Gene Ontology annotation, biological process: L-histidine catabolic process; histamine biosynthetic process.